AUGCAUGACUUCGUGGCGAAGAGUUUUUGGAAUGUUAAAGGAAUUGGAUUUUCUUAUUCUAACUCUACGGGUAGAUCGGGUGGCUUAAUAACUUUAUGGAAGGAGGAGGGGUUAGAGGUUAUCAUGAGCUUUAAAGGGGAGGGUUACAUUGGUGUGAAAGUGAACAAGGAUAACAAUUUUUAUUAUUUGGUCAAUGUCUAUUCAUCUUGCGACAUUGUUAAAAAAAGGAUCAUGUGGAGUAAGUUGUUGUCUUUGAAAGAAGACUUCAAUGAUGGGGAAUGGAUCAUAGGUGGGGACUUUAAUGCGAUAAAGUCAAGGGAAGAAAGGAAAGGAAGAGGAGUCAUAUCUAAUGCUAAUGAGGCUAUUGAAUUUGCGGAAUUUAUAGAUAAAAGCUUGUUGGUGGAUGUUCCUUGUAAAGGAAAAAAAUUCUCUUGGUAUAGCGGUGAUGGUAAAUCGAUGAGUAGAUUGGAUAGAUUUCUUGUGGCGGAGAAAGUGUUGAACGAUUGGGGUGUGAUUAGGCAAAUGGUGGGGGAGAGAGAUAUUUCCGAUCAUUGUCCCAUAUGGUUAGAAGUCGACAACAAUGAUUGGGGACCUAAACCAUUCAAAUUCAAUAAUGAGUGGUUUUCCCAUGAUUCUUUUUACCCUUUUGUCAAGAAUGAGUGGAAAAGCUUCAAAGUGGAAGGUAGAGGGGAUUACAUCUUGAAACAAAAACUUCAUCUUCUUAAAGACCGUCUAAAAUGGUGGAAUAAGGAGGUUUUUGGUAGAAUAGACUUGGAAAUUCAAGAAGAGGUGAACGAUAUAAAUCGUGGUGAUGAGAGGUUGGAAGUGGAGGGAGAGGAUUUCAACCCGGAUACUUUGUUUGAAAGGAAGGAAGCAACGAGCCGGUUUUGGAUGAAAUUGAGAAUUAAAGAGAAUAUGCUAGUGCAAAAAGCUAAUUUGAAGUGGUUAAGGGAAGGAGAUUCUAAUAGUGGUUACUUUCACAAAGUUAUGAAGGAGAAAAGAAGACACAACCAUUUAGGCCCCAUUAAUACUAUGGAUGGGAGGUUGGAUAAGGUUAAGGACAUUAAAGAGCAUGUGGCUAAGCAUUUCUCAAAAAAAUUUGAAGAGGAGGAAGGGACGUCGUUGCUUUUAGAAGGCAUUAAUUUUGAUCAAAUUUGUGAGGAGGAUAAGGUUUGGCUUGAAAGACCGUUUCAAGAAGACGAGAUUAACGACGCCUUAAAGAGUUGCGGGGGUUCUAAAAGUCCGGGUCCGGACGGAUUUUCUUUUCUUUUUAUUAAAAGAUGUUGGUCUUUCUUGAAAGAAGAUUUUUUGAGAUAUUUUGAUCACUUUUUUGAAGGAAAAGAAUUGUCGAAGGCGGUUACUUCUUCUUUUUUGGCGUUGAUUCCGAAGUCCGUGAAUCCGCUUUCUUUGGAUGAUUAUAGACCUAUAUUUUAA
Messenger RNA from Vicia villosa (hairy vetch), 1434 nucleotides. RefSeq lists its product as uncharacterized. The transcript has a single exon. NCBI's taxonomy places the organism in Eukaryota, Viridiplantae, Streptophyta, Magnoliopsida, Fabales, Fabaceae. The record is from RefSeq and is a predicted model, not a curated record. Bases 1 to 1434 code for a protein of 477 amino acids.